AUGAAUCCCGAAUACCCAUCAGACCAUCCGGAACCCGAAUUUACCCUCUUCGGCAACGACUGGAUUGUCCCCUGUUAUACAUUUCCCCCUGCCUUCGACCUCGCCGCCAAUGCCCUCCCUAACCGUGACGACUUGGCCACCGGUGACCAGCCGAAUGCAAAGCUCCCGAUUCCUCGAAUUGCGCACUCUGGUAACUGGAGUAGCAAUGGUCGAGUCAGUCAGGCCUGCGGGAACUGCCGUGAGCAAAAAGCUAAAUGUAGCGGACACCGCCCCGCCUGCGAUCGUUGCAAGGAUGCUAGCGUCCGGUGUGCGUAUGGCGAUCGGAAGGGGGAGAAGAUGCUUAAGCAGCUCAGCAAUCUAACCACACAGGUGGAAACCUACAAAGCCCUCUUGCAAGACCUCUAUCCCAAAUUAAACACGCCUUCUGCCCGCCAUGUUGACCAGACCCUUAAUGAGCUUUCAGAUUCUUCUAUCCCCCACGCCCACCGCAAGAACACUGUUUUCACCCUCGGGGCCAUCGACUACACCGAAGAAGACUUUAACAGCAGUGAGAAAAUCCAGGCUAUGGGAUUUGUGGGGGAGCACUCAGAGAUGGGAUGGCUAUACAGACUCAAACGGGAGCUGGACCAAGACAGCUCGACGCUGGCCAGCAACAGUUUCGAUCGCCCUUCCAUCUCAUCCGUAAACUACUUCCAAGACGAGUUAGAAAUAUCCGUGCUCGACGACGUGGAUCUUUCAGCACGCCCUCCUCAACACGUCGCUGACCAGCUUGUCGACGGCUAUUUCCAUACGGUGCAUCCUGCUUUCCCGAUCGUUGGCAUGACGACGUUCCUCGGACAGUACAACUCCUUCUAUACGAAUCCCAACGUGCGACCUGGAAAACGAUGGCUGGCGGUGUUGAAUUUGAUAUUUGCUAUUACAGCGAGACAUUGGCUGCUGAUGGACUUCCCACUCCACCCGGACGCGGAUAGCUAUUUGCUAUAUUUUUCGCGGGCAUGGCGACUCGGCAUCGACAAUGUGGCGUUGCUUUCACACCCAAACCUACAACAGGUUCAAGUUGAGGGGUUAGCCGCCUUCUAUCUGCUGUCUGUUGGUCAAGUUAACAGAUCAUGGAGAAUUCUGGGAUUCGCGAUCCGAUCGGCCGUGGCUAUGGGGCUCAACCUUCGAAGCGAGAGUGAUUCUGUUGGGCACCUUUCGAAAGAGACAAGAUAUCGAGUGUGGUGGGCGCUGUUUAUGUUGGAUACCGUGUUAUGCGUGAUGACUGGUCGACCGCCCAGCACCGGUGAAACCUUCUGCUCUACGCCUCUACCGUUGCCGUAUACGGAGGAGGACUUCACAGAUGAGCGGAUCAUACAGCUUAUCUCUGAUCAAGAAGCCCGGAACGUUUUCAUGUCUUCACUGCUCUCUACUGACCCCGCGAUCGCGGCCAGAGAGACCUUCGCGAGUCGACUCCGUUCUGCGCAGUCGGAGAGCAAAGGAAAGCAAGUCGAGCAGAAUUCCCAGGCCAUUACCCCUAAUACUUCGCUAUUCUUUCUAUGCGCCGUGGACUUGGCGUUUCUCACCCACCAGGCCGUGGAAAUUUUGUACGCGCCUCGGGCGACGCGACAAUCAUGGUUAGAAAUUGAAAUCCAGAUUUCUACCCUCAACAGAAACGCCGACAGAUGGCUCUCUCGUCUUCCAACAGAAUUCUACUUCAAUGAACUCGAUGCAUCGCAGCCUUUCGCUCGGGAGCGAGCCAGCCUAGCCUUUCGCUUCUACGCCACCAAAUUAAUCAUUUCACAGCCCUGUCUUCGCCGCCUCUCUACCCUAUCUGGUUCUACUUCACCCGGGGCUGUGUGUGUAACCAUGGCUGCUAUGUGUGUCCAAGUUGCGGGACAGGUUCUCGAUCUUCUCCCAGAUGAGGUAGAUACGGUGUGGUUAUACAAGGUCACCCCGUGGUGGUGUGUUCUUCACCAUAUCAUGCAAUCCAGCACGAUCCUUCUAAUUGCACUGUUCAGCCGAGUCCAUCCCGUCAUAGCUGACGCAACCGUUGUUGUAAAGAAGAUCAAGAAGGCUACUCGAUGGCUGAGCGAGAUGUCCACCAAAGAUCUCUCUUCGCAGAGAGCUUGGCUUGUCUACAUGGAUAUCCUCUCGCGGCAUGAUUCUGAACUUGGAUUCGAAGUUGACCCUAAGUUCAAGGUAUGA
Penicillium soppii is the source of this 2184-nucleotide messenger RNA. Its product is annotated as Zn(II)2Cys6 transcription factor. The record is from RefSeq and is a predicted model, not a curated record. Bases 1 to 2184 code for a protein of 727 amino acids. The transcript is spliced from 4 exons. Gene Ontology annotation, molecular function: zinc ion binding; DNA-binding transcription factor activity, RNA polymerase II-specific; DNA binding. Gene Ontology annotation, biological process: regulation of DNA-templated transcription; DNA-templated transcription. Lineage: Eukaryota; Fungi; Ascomycota; Eurotiomycetes; Eurotiales; Aspergillaceae.